AUGGUGGAUCUGGCGUGCGCGGGUGAAAUUUCGUACAAAGGUCUCGGUGGAACUCCCUUCGGACCACCGCCGAUCGCAUGGAUUCGCUCUCAAUCAGACACUCACAUGUUGAUGCUCCAGAUCUCCGACUAUCUACCAAAUUCGCUCUUCUAUCACGCUCACAAAAUGAUCUACAGAGAAAGGAUAGCUAAUUACACUGAGGAUGGAAUCCAAAAUAAGGAUGUUACCAAGGUGGAGGAUACAAACUACAUACAGGUCAGCUGA
Molecule: messenger RNA, 264 nt
Organism: Cooperia oncophora
Lineage: Eukaryota; Metazoa; Nematoda; Chromadorea; Rhabditida; Trichostrongylidae
Source: the annotation of a GenBank genome assembly